Molecule: messenger RNA, 1058 nt
Organism: Trachymyrmex cornetzi
Lineage: Eukaryota; Metazoa; Arthropoda; Insecta; Hymenoptera; Formicidae
Gene: tex
Product: THO complex 3 homolog tex
Exons: 2
Coding region: 18-986 (322 amino acids)
Biological process (GO): mRNA export from nucleus
Cellular component (GO): THO complex part of transcription export complex
Molecular function (GO): protein binding
Source: RefSeq, a predicted model, not a curated record
GCAGAAUUCGGAUAACGAUGGCCGUUAGCGCUUCGCGUGUAGAGGAGCUAAUUAAUUAUUUUAAGUCACAUAACAAAAUUCGAGAACAACAGAGCCAUUCGGCGAAGGUGCACAGCGUAGGAUGGAGUUGCGACGGCAAAUACUUAGCUUCGGGCUCCUUCGACAAAUCCGUUUGCAUAUUCUCGCUGUGCCCGGAUCGUUUGAAGCAGGAAACGACUUUCAGAGGACAUGGCGGUAGCGUAGACCAGUUGUGCUGGCAUGCUUUUUGUCCAGAAUUAUUAUCUACUGCAAGUGGAGACAAGACAGUUCGCAUCUGGGAUACAAGAACACAAAAGUGUACAGCAAAUAUUAGCACUAGAGGAGAAAAUAUUAACAUAUCAUGGUCGCCAGAUGGUAAUACAAUUGCUGUAGGAAACAAGGAAGACUUGGUCACGUUCAUCGAUGCUCGGGUGAUGAAAAUACGUGCAGAAGAGCAGUUUAACUUUGAGGUAAACGAGAUCUCGUGGAAUAAGGAUUCAGAUACGUUUUACCUGACAAAUGGCCAGGGUUGCGUGCAUAUACUUAGCUAUCCAGAGCUGGAGUUGUUGCAUGUGAUCAAGGCGCAUCCAGGUACUUGUAUCUGCAUUGAGUUUGACCCAACCGGCCGGUAUUUCGCCACUGGAUCCGCGGAUGCACUGGUCUCUCUGUGGGAUGCCGACGAGUUGUGUUGCUUGAGGACGUUCUCGCGGCUAGAAUGGCCAGUUAGGACUAUCUCCUUCUCAUAUGACGGACAACUCCUAGCAGCGGCUUCCGAGGACUUAGUCAUAGACAUCGGCGAAGUGCAGACUGGCGAGAAGAUUGCUGAUGUUCCAGUAGAAGCAGCGACAUUCACUGUUGCAUGGCAUCCAAAACAAUAUCUCUUAGCUUAUGCGUGUGACGAUAAGGACUCUUACGAUCGGAAACGCGAUGCCGGUAGUUUAAAGGUAUUUGGUUUUGCAAAUGAUUGAAUUUCAUUGUUUUGUAUCUUUUGUUUUAGAUCUUGUUGUGCUUUCGAGAAAUAUUGUCAUAUUUCAUAAGUA